Messenger RNA from Phialemonium atrogriseum, 1710 nucleotides. RefSeq names its product putative nadh-ubiquinone oxidoreductase. The coding region runs from base 172 to 1626 and encodes 484 amino acids. Gene Ontology annotation, biological process: mitochondrial electron transport, NADH to ubiquinone. Lineage: Eukaryota; Fungi; Ascomycota; Sordariomycetes; Cephalothecales; Cephalothecaceae. Gene Ontology annotation, molecular function: NAD binding; quinone binding; oxidoreductase activity, acting on NAD(P)H. The transcript has 3 exons. The record is from RefSeq and is a predicted model, not a curated record.
CAUCGACAUCAACUUCCACUGCAAAGCUCCCCAGCACCGUAGCAAGCUCCAUUGACGCACGAGGAGUGGUGUAGAGAGACAACCAAAACGAAGAUUAAAGGGUUAUCCCCCCAGAUCCCUUCCCUCUUCCCGCGUCCGACCUCUCUCCACUCUUUGACCAUUCCAGACACAAUGGCGACCAUCUGUCGCCUCGCCAGCCGCGGCGCCAGACGCCUCAGCCCGCGACAACCCACCCUCCCGCCGGCGUCCCCCAUCCGAGCCUUCUCCGCGGCCGCCCUCCGGCGACACGCCGCACCAGCACCACCACCCCUCUCGGCCCAGGAGGGCACGCGCCUCAUACCGACGGACGAGACCUUCGGCCUGGGGGUGGACCCGUUCGGCGGCAGGGGUGGCGGGACGGGAGGCGCAGAGGAGGCGGCGAAGGAGCCGCCGGCGGGGGACGACUCGGUCGCGCAGCGCAAGGUGCGGCACUACACGGUCAACUUUGGGCCGCAGCACCCGGCGGCGCACGGCGUGCUGCGGCUGAUCCUGGAGCUGACGGGCGAGGAGAUUGUGCGGGCGGACCCGCACGUCGGCUUGCUGCACCGCGGCACCGAGAAGCUGUGCGAGUACAAGACGUACCUGCAGGCGCUGCCGUACUUUGACCGCCUCGACUACGUCUCCAUGAUGACCAACGAGCAGUGCUUCAGUCUCGCCGUCGAGAAGCUGCUCAACAUCGAGAUCCCUGAGCGGGCGAAGUGGAUCAGGACGCUGUUUGGAGAGAUCACGAGAGUCCUGAACCACCUCAUGAGUGUGCUCUCGCACGCCAUGGACGUCGGUGCUCUGACGCCUUUCCUGUGGGGUUUCGAGGAACGAGAGAAGCUGAUGGAAUUCUAUGAGCGAGUCUCGGGUGCACGCCUCCACGCCGCGUACGUCAGGCCCGGCGGUGUUCACCAAGACAUCCCGAUCGGCCUUCUCGAUGAUAUCUACCAAUGGGCCACGCAGUUUGGCGACCGUAUCGAUGAGACUGAAGAAAUGCUGACGGACAACCGGAUCUGGAUCAACCGUCUCAAGGGCAUCGGCGUCAUCUCGGCCGCGGACGCGCUGAACCUGUCCUUUACUGGCGUCAUGCUCCGCGGCUCGGGUGUCCCGUGGGAUAUUCGGAAGAGCGCCCCCUACGACGCGUACGACCAGGUCGAGUUCGACGUGCCGGUCGGCGUGAACGGCGACUGCUACGACAGGUAUCUCUGCCGGAUGGAGGAAUUCCGCCAGUCGCUCCGCAUCAUCCACCAGUGCCUGAAUAAGAUGCCCGCCGGCCCUGUGCGAGUCGAGGACUACAAGAUCUCGCCCCCUCCGCGUACCGCCAUGAAGGAGAACAUGGAGGCCCUGAUCCACCACUUCCUCCUAUACACCAAGGGCUACGCCGUCCCCCCCGGCGACACCUACUCGGCUAUCGAGGCGCCAAAGGGUGAGAUGGGCGUCUAUGUGGUCAGCGACGGGAGCGAGAGGCCGUAUCGUGUCCACAUCCGGGCGCCGGGCUUUGCCCACUUGGCUGGCUUCGACCACGUCUCCAAGGGACAUCUUCUGGCCGAUGCCGUUGCCGUUAUCGGCACGAUGGACUUGGUGUUCGGUGAGGUCGACCGGUAACGAAGGGACCAGGUAGAUAUGGCCAGGUUGCUCGCGAUGAUGUGUGUUUGAGGGUCAGUCGGUCGGAAGAUAAAACUCCAUAUU